CAAGACCUGUUGGCCAUACAAUUGGCCAUGCUGGCUGGGGCCAGGGAGUGUUGUAGUUCAACAGAUACCAAGGGGAUCUAGAAAUUCCCCAUUGGAGCUUCCAAGUGGAGCCCAUUGCUGCACAGUGCAGCUGAUGCCCUGCUUUCAGCAGGAAUCUAUGCUACCACAGCUUGACUUCAAGCCAGGACUGCAAAGGCAGAAUUUGGAGUGCGGCUGGAGUCUGCAUCUGAUGCUUUCUUUGAAGUUGACUCACCUGAUGUCAAGGCUUCAGGGGACCCUAUCCCUCUCACGUCCAAUCCCCACAUUCCUAUGUUCGAGAGAUGUCCACUUCACACCUCUUGAGCAAUAGUUCUUUUCUACGGACUCUGGAUCAAACCUGAAGGAGGCUGCUUAUCUCUCAACAGGCUGCUGGGUCCUGGUACCCUUCUUCUGGAGCAGAAGUGACUUGUUGAAGCUGGAAUCACGCAGAGCCUGCAUGUGUUUAGGUCAGACGGAUAAGGUGGAUGGAGGAGCAGGGAGGCGGUUCUCCAAGAACUUACAGUCAGGUGGAAUCUGGAGGACUUCAGUCUUUCAAAACUCUCAAGCUGUUCUUGACAAUUGCAUAAAUCAAUCAGAGGAGCCAGAAAUACAGAUUUAGGUAGUUGUAGCUUGCCGCCUCUCCCUUGGCUCCUUUGGGAGGGAGAGUGGGUGAGAAAACCAAACAAAACAAGCAGAUAAAAUAACUGCAGCUGCCUUCCUGGCACGGAUAGAGCUUUCAGACCAGUUCUGUGGAAUUUCACUUUUUGAGCCCUUCUCUCUAUAUAAAGGGGAACAGCGGCAGAGAAACAGUUUUCCUCUCUCCUACACCUCAAGCCAAGUUAGAAUUGGUGAAAAGUGGAAGCUAUGGCGAUGCUGAGGAUCCUCACCCUUCUGGCUGGUUUGAUGCUCCUGAGCAGUCACGCCAGCGCAAGGUACUAUGGGAAACAAUUCGUCACGGCCUUCAUGGAAAAUUUUGAGACGAGUCGAGCCUCCGAAACAAACUUUCAGCUGCUCCUGACUGGCCAUCACAACCUGACUGAAGUAACUGUGUCAGUGAGUCGAUCGGCCUUCCGGAAAAGUUAUUCAGUUGGGGAAGGUGAAAUGGUGCCUGUUCAGAUCCCAGAGACUGCAGAGAUGAAAGGCAGCACCAGAUUCGACCAGUCUGUUCAGAUUCAGGCCGACAAGGACAUUUCUGCUGUUUUACUGUACCGGAAGUUGUAUUCCGUGGCAACCACAGCUCUGUAUCCAUCCCAUGAACUUGGCACAACCUAUUACAUUGUAACACCAUCAAGUACCAAACCACCCAUCUACUUAAAAGAAUUCGCAGUCAUAGCAUCGCAGUAUCCUGCCACAGUUCAGAUUCUCCUAAAAGGGAAUGUGUUCUUCGGUGGGACAUCGUACGACGCAGGGACAAGAAUCACAGUUCAUCUCCGGGCAUUCCAGGUUGCCCAGCUGCAAAGCUCUGAUGAUUUGUCGGGCACCAGGAUCGAGUCAUCGGUACCCGUGGCUGUCUUGAGUGGGCAUGUCUGUGUGGUGCAAAAUUCUCAGUGUGACCACGUUGUCGAGCAGCUGCUGCCGGUCUCCAGCUGGGGCAGCACCUUUGUCGUCCCUCCGGUGUUUUUCCAGACCAAUCCUGACAUUGCGUAUGUGGUGGCUUCCCAGGACACUCGUGUUGAUUAUCAACUGGGAGCACAGAAAGGCUUUCAAGACAUGGUGGCUGGAGAAGUUAGGCAGUUUGAGAUCCAGUUCCCUAAUGCCUUUUACAUCUCUGCUAAUGCUGGGAUCCAGGUCCUCUUCUUCUUCACUGGCCUCAAGUCGGGAAACACAGGCUACGACCCGUUCCUCAUCAACAUCCCAGCCGUAACAUCUUAUGGCCUAUCCUACCACGUUGACGGGAUAAAGAAUUUUGAGAACUAUGUCGUUAUCAUAGCAAAAAGCUCUGAAACCCAGAGGAUUACCCGAGAUGAGACCGCUAUCACAGGCGUUCAAUGGAGAAUGAUUCCCGGAUCACCUUAUUCAUGGGCUGUAUACAACUUGGGGCCCAGGCAUCAGUCCAUCUCUUUAGCACAUCCUGAAACUCCUUUUGGCGUCUUGGUCUUUGGUAGCCGAAACUAUGAAGGCUAUGGCUUUGCUCCACCACCUUUUGUCUUAUCAGAUUCUGAACUGGCCUCAAUAUCCUGCCCUGAGAACAGCCACUACGAGUCCUGCGGAAAUGCCUGCCCAGCCACCUGUUCUGACCGAACUGCUCCUGAAACGUGUGAUGAUACCUGUGUGCCGAUCUGUCAGUGUGACGAGGGCUACAUCCUCAGUGAUGAAACAUGCAUCCCAGUGGAGAAUUGCAACUGUACCUAUAACGGCAGGAUCUAUGGUCCGGGGGAAGAGUUCUGGGCUGAUGAAAGCUGCCGUAGUCGCUGCAAAUGUGACCCCAGAUUAGGGAGGGCCGUGUGCCUGCAGGAUUCCUGUAAGGCCAGAGAGAAAUGUGCCCUAGUUAAUGGGAACUGGGGCUGUCAUCCCAUCAGAUAUUCCACCUGCAUAGGAACUGGAGACCCUCACUACACCACCUUUGAUGGAAAGAGAUUUGACUUCAUGGGAACCUGCAUUUAUCAAAUGGCUGGAGUCUGCUCCAAGGAUCCCACUCUCACCCCAUUUUUGGUCACGGUGGAGAACAACAACCGAGGCAGCAAGGCGGUGUCCUUCACCAAAGUGGUGACACUAGAGGUCUACAACAUGACCAUCAGCCUGAGUCAAGAGCAUCCACACAAGAUUAAGGUGAAUGGAGUCUUUGUGGACCUGCCCUUCUCCUAUGAAAAUAAACUGAAGGUCUACAUCAGCGGAGUCCAUGGCUUCAUCAAAACAGACUUUGAUCUGAGAGUCAGCUUUGACUGGUACAGUUAUGCCAGGGUCAUUAUUCCCGGCACUUAUGCCAAUGCUGUGUGUGGUCUGUGUGGCAAUGCCAAUCAGGACCCCAGCGAUGAUUUUGCUAUGAAGGAUGGAGCUCAGACGACAGAUGAAAUCCAAUUUGCAGACAGCUGGAAGUUGAAGGAGGUCCCAGGAUGCUCUGCAGGAUGCAGUGACUGCCCAGCAUGCAGUGAGGCAGAGAAACAGACCUACAAGGGGGACCAGUUCUGUGGGAUCCUCAAGAGAAGGGACGGGCCGUUCAGGCAGUGCCAUGAGACCAUUGACCCCACACCCUAUUUUGAUGAUUGUGUAUUUGACACCUGUAAAUACAAGGGUCUUCAUGACACUCUCUGCAGUGCCAUCAGUGCCUACGUGACAGCCUGCCAAGCUCUGGGCAUCGAGGUUGGGAAAUGGAGAUCAGCCUCUUUCUGCAGCUUUUCCUGUCCACACAAUUCCCACUAUGAACUCUGUGGAAAUGCCUGCCCUGCUACAUGUGGGAGCGCCUCCUCCCCAAUAAUGUGUGAUGCUGCAUGUACCGAAGGGUGUGCCUGUGAUCCUGGAUUCGUGCUCAGUGGGGAUCAGUGUGUCCGUCUUACAGAGUGUGGCUGUGUGCACCAGGGCAGAUACUACAAAAAGGGAGAGGAGUUUUAUCCCAGUAGCUCCUGCCAGGAGAAGUGCCGCUGCCUGGACAACGGAGUCACCAAGUGCCGGCAGUUCUCCUGUGGAGCAAAGGAGGAGUGCAAGGUGGAGAACGGCAUACAAGGCUGUCACCCUGCAGGAUAUGGUACAGCUAUAGCACUUGGUGACCUUCUUUAUAUUUCCUUUGAUGGACAAAGCUUUCGCUUCCAUGGCUCCUGCACUUACACUUUAGUCAAAGUCUGCAGCACAGACCCUCGUCUGCAGAAUUUCUCCAUUUUGGUGGAGAAUGAGAAGCAUGGAAAUGGACACCUUGCUCAGAUCAGGAAGGUUGUGGUCUCUGUUCAACAGCACACUAUCGUCCUUGAAAGGGGAAGGAAAUGGAUAGCUAUGGUGGAUGAAGAAUUCUGCACUUUGCCAGUGAAUAGAGACAAGGGGAAACUCUGGAUCACUCAGGAGGGGAUCAAUAUAAUUGUCCAGGCGUCCCUUGGCCUCACAGUCCUUUAUGAUACCUCUUCCUAUGUCCGUGUGUCUGUCCCCAGCACCUAUCAGGGACACAUGUGUGGUCUGGGUGGCAAUUUCAAUGGCGACGAGAGGGACGAUUUCAUGCUGCCUAGUAGGGAAUCCGCACAAACGGUGGAUGAGUUUGGGGCCUCCUGGCAGGUCCCUCUGGAUGGUGCCAUCUGCUCCAAUGGCUGUGGUGAGGAAUGCCCCACUUUUGAUACAGUUCAGACAGCACCCUAUGAGAAUGACGACUCCUGUGGAAUGAUCACGUCCGAGACAGGACCAUUCAAAGACUGCUCCUCAUUAGUUAGCCCCUCGGAUUACCUUGAGCAAUGCCUGUAUGACUUGACUGCGGCCGAAGGGGAGCAGGAAUAUCUCUGCCGAAGCCUUCAAGCCUAUGCAGCUGCGUGCCAGUCUGCUGGAGUUAAGAUUGGAGCCUGGAGAACAAAGUCCUUCUGUCCCCUCACCUGCCCAGCCAACAGCCACUAUGAGACUUGCAUUGGAUCUUGCGAUUUCACCUGUGCCAGUUUAUCCACUGUUGUGCAAUGCUCAAAGAACUGCUUUGAAGGCUGCCAGUGCAAUGACGGCUACGUGUCUGAUGGGGAUGCAUGUGUGCCUAUAAACAAAUGCGGCUGUGUGCAUAAUGGUCUGUACAUUAAGGUUGGAGAGAAUAUCUUCUCAAGGAACUGCACAGAAAAAAUAACUUGCAAUACCACAGGUCAACUUGUUUAUGAGAAAACCAGAUGCCAGGCUGAAGAGAUAUGCAUGCUUAGAAAUGGCGUGCGCAGCUGUGAAAGCAAGGAAUACCAGUGCAAACUCACUCCAGGAGCCCAACUCUCUACCUUUGAUGGUGCUUCGCGCAAGUACCUCUGCAGUGGGGUUUAUGACAUUGCCACCGUUUGUGAUGAAAGUGUCCCCUACUGGUUCAGGGUGUCAGUGAGCAUCGGAAAGGACAGUAACGAUGUCUUGGUAGUUGGGAGAGCGGUCCAUGUUUUCUUCCAGAAUGCAUCCAUCACUCUUAAAAGGAACCACAGGACAUGGGUAAAUGGACGCCUGGUAAGGCUGCCCUACAGGAUUUCCCCAGCCAUAUCUGUGAGCGAAAUUCAGGACGGAAUCCUGAUUAACCAGGCCUCUCAGGUGCAGGUUCACCUUCGCUCUGAUGGGGAGGUGACAGUGGGAGUCAAGAAGACCCUCGCAGGAAAGCUGUGUGCCCCAUGUGGAAACUUCAAUGGGAACAGCUCUGAUGACUUGAAGCUGCCCAAUGGGAUGGUCGAGACAAACAUUGCUGAGCUCCUACAUGCUUGGGAGGCAAAAGACUUCAAAGGGAAAGAGCAGCUGAGAGAAAAGGAGAGAGGACCAAGUUCUUCUUCAUCCAGCCAAGACAAGCUUACUUUAGGGGCACAAGCUAUGGCAAUGAGGUUAUUGUUCCUCUUGACUGGUCUGGCACUAUUGAGUGGGCUAUGUACAGCAAGUUCCCAAGGAAAGGAAUUUGUCACAGCCUUCAUGCUCAAUAUCAAACAGAAUCGACGCAAUACUAAGCUUGAGUUGCUCAUCACUGGGUACCAUCCUGCAACCACUGUCAUGGUCACAGCAAACAAAGCUACAUUCCAUAACACCAUUUCUGUCAAUGAAGGGGAAACUGUGUCCAUUGAGCUUCCAGCUUCCGCAGAGAUGGUGGGGACGGACACCUUUGACAGGGCUGUGGCAAUCCGAGCAAACCAUGACAUUUCUGUCUUUUCCCGCAGCCACAAGGACUAUUCAACUGGUGCCACGGUAGUGUACCCAAUCGAGCAGCUGGGCACGCUGUAUUAUGUGGUAACCCCAGUGGGUGAAAUGGCAGACACUUUCAAGGAGUUUGCAGUUGUGGCCUAUCAAGCAGCCACUAGGGUCGACAUCCGUUUGACGGGGUCUGUGACAUUCAAAGGACGUGUUUAUCCCGCCGGGAGUAUUCUGGUUGCUAACCUCAAGGCCUUCCAAGCAAUCCAGCUGCAAAGCUUGCAGGAUCUAUCUGGCACCAAGGUUGAAUCAAGUGGACCUGUGGCUGUCUUGAGUGGGCACAGCUGUGCCAAGAACCACACACACUGUGACCAUGUUGUCGAGCAGCUCCUGCCCGUUUCACGCUGGGGCGCCACCUUCCUUGUGCCCCCAGUGUCCUUUCAGAGCAGAUACGACAUGGCGUAUAUUGUUGCAUCCCAAAACACUUCAGUCACGUAUCAAUCCGGGCCCACAGCAGGAAACUAUAAUAUGAGAGCCGGAGAAGCUACUCAGUUGAGCAUCCAGCCCCCGCGGGCACUUUACAUCUCAGCCGACAGAGGAAUCCAAGUCCUUUUCUUCUUUGCUGGUGCAUCAAGAGGAAGCACGAUCUAUGACCCAUUCCUCAUCAAUAUUCCUCCACUGGCAAGCUACUGUAGGUCAUACCACAUUCAGGGAAUGGUCGGGUUUGAUAAUUAUGCAGUUAUUAUAGCCAAAACCUCAGAAACCGGCGAGAUCACAUUAGAGAAGAGGGCCGUUGAAAACAUCCAGUGGAGACCAAUCCCAGCCACAGAAUACUCCUCUACUCAGCUUAGCUUGGGCAGAAAAGCUAGUUCCCUCUCCCUGGAGCAUCCCAGCACUCCUUUUGGACUCUUCGUUUUUGGAGGCUCAUUCCGCGAUGGCUAUGGCUCCAUAGCUCUUUGCUCAUCUGUGUUUGAUCCAGACACAACUGUGGCUCCAUUAUCCUGCCCUGAGAACAGCCACUUUGAGGCCUGUGGAAGUGCCUGCCCAGCCACCUGCUCUCACAGAACUGCUCCCUCUGAGUGCACAGAGACCUGUGUGGAAAUCUGCCAGUGCAAUAGAGGCUACAUCCUCAGUGCUGAGAAGUGCAUCCCAGUGGAGAGCUGCGCCAACACUUCUAUGGGUCCCACUGACCCCCCAAUAGACUGUCCUGAGAACAGCCACUUUGAGACCUGUGGGAAUCCCUGCCCAGCCACCUGUUCAGACAGAACUGCUCCCGAUGAAUGCACAGAUGCCUGUGUGGAAAUCUGCCAGUGCGAUGAGGGAUACAUCCUUAAUGAUGAGAAAUGCAUCCCAGUCGAGCGCUGCCCCAGCACUUCGACAGUUCCCACCUUGGCCCCAGUACCCUGCCCUGAAAACAGCCACUUUGUGUCCUGUGGAAGUCCAUGCCCAGCUACCUGUUCCGACAAAACUGCUCCCAAAACGUGCAAUGAUACCUGUGUGGAGGCUUGUCAGUGUGACGAGGGCUACAUCCUCAAUGCUGAAGCAUGCAUCCCAGUGGAGAAGUGCCCUUGCGUUUACAAAGGCGUGAGCUACAGCGCAGGAGAGGAGUUCUGGGCUGAUGAAGGCUGUCGUAAUCGCUGCAAGUGCGACCCCAAAUUAGGAAGGGAUAUGUGCACCGAGUCCUCCUGUAAGGCAAACGAGAAAUGUGCUCUGGUGAAUGGCACUUGGGGCUGUCAUCCCAUCAGAUAUUCCACCUGCAUAGGAACUGGAGACCCUCACUACACCACCUUUGAUGGAAAGAGAUUUGACUUCAUGGGAACCUGCAUUUAUCAAAUGGCCGGAGUCUGCUCCAAGGAUCCCACUCUCACCCCGUUUUUGGUCACGGUGGAGAACAACAACCGAGGCAGCAAGGCGGUGUCCUUCACCAAAGUGGUGACACUAGAGGUCUACAACAUGACCAUCAGUCUGAGCCAAGAACAUCCACAGAAGAUUAAGGUGAAUGGAGUCUUUGUGGACCUGCCCUUCUCCUAUGAAAAUAAACUGAAGGUCUACAUCAGCGGAGUCCAUGACUUCAUCAAAACAGACUUUGAUCUGAGAGUCAGCUUUGACUGGUACAGUUAUGCCAGGGUUAUUAUUCCCAACACUUAUGCCAAUGCUGUGUGUGGUCUGUGUGGCAAUGCCAAUCAGGACCCCAGCGAUGAUUUUGUCAUGAAGGAUGGAACUCAGACAACAGAUGAAAUCCAGUUUGCAGACAGCUGGAAGUUGAAGGAGGUCCCAGGAUGCUCUGCAGGAUGCAGUGACUGCCCAGUAUGCAGUGAGGCAGAGAAACAGACCUACAAGGGGGACCAGUUCUGUGGGAUCCUCAAGAGAAGGGAUGGGCCAUUCAGGCAGUGCCAUGAGACCAUUGACCCCACCCCCUAUUUUGAUGAUUGUGUAUUUGACACCUGUAAAUACAAGGGUCUUCAUGACACUCUCUGCAGUGCCAUCAGUGCCUACGUGACAGCCUGCCAAUCUCUGGGCAUCGAGGUUGGGAAAUGGAGAUCAGCCUCUUUCUGCAGACUUCCCUGUCAACCCAAUUCCCACUACGAGCUCUGUGGAAGCAGCUGUCCCAGCACAUGCCAGAACUGUUCCUCCAUCAUAAAGUGUGGCGCACCAUGCGAUGCACCAUGUACUGAAGGAUGCUUUUGUGAUCCUGGAUUCGUGCUCAGUGGGGAUCAGUGUGUCCGUCUUACAGAGUGUGGCUGUGUGCACCAGGGCAGAUACUACAAAAAGGGAGAGGAGUUUUAUCCCAGUAGCUCCUGCCAGGAGAAGUGCCGCUGCCUGGACAACGGAGCCACCAAGUGCCGGCAGUUCUCCUGUGGAGCAAAUGAGGAGUGCAGGGUGGAGAAUGGCAUACAAGGCUGUCACCCUGCAGGAUAUGGUACAGCUAUAGCACUUGGUGACCCUCUUUAUAUUUCCUUUGAUGGACAAAGCUUUCGCUUCCAUGGCUCCUGCACUUACACUUUAGUCAAAGUCUGCAGCACAGACCCUCGACUGCAGAAUUUCUCCAUUUUGGUGGAGAAUGAGAAGCUUGGAAAUGGACACCUUGCUCAGAUCAGGAAGGUUGUGGUCUCUGUUCAUCAGCACACUAUUGUCCUUGAAAGGGGAAGGAAAUGGAUAGCUAUGGUGGAUGAAGAAUUCUGCACUUUGCCAGUGAAUAGAGACGAGGGGAAACUCUGGAUCACUCAGGAGGGGAUCAAUAUAAUUGUCCAGGCGUCCCUUGGCCUCACAGUCCUUUAUGAUACCUCUUCCUAUGUCCGUGUGUCUGUCCCCAGCACCUACCAGGGACACAUGUGUGGUCUGGGUGGCAAUUUCAAUGGCGACGAGAGGGACGAUUUCAUGCUGCCUAGUGGGGAGUCCGCACAAACGGUGGAUGAGUUUGGGGCCUCCUGGCAGGUCCCUCUGGAUAGUGUCAUGUGCUCCAAUGGCUGUGGUGAGGAAUGCCCCACUUUUGAUACAGUCCAGACAGCACCGUAUGAGAAUGACGACUCCUGUGGAAUGAUCACGUCCGAGACAGGACCAUUCAAAGACUGCUCCUCAUUAGUAAGCCCCUCGGAUUACCUUGAGCAAUGCCUGUAUGACUUGACUGCGGCCAAAGGGGAGCAGGAAUAUCUCUGCCAAAGCCUUCAAGCCUAUGCAGCUGCGUGCCAGUCUGCUGGAGUUAAGAUUGGAGCCUGGAGAACAAAGUCCUUCUGUCCCCUCACCUGCCCAGCCAAUAGUCACUAUGAGACAUGCACAAAACCAGUUUGCGAUUUCAGCUGUGCCAGUUUGUCCACUCCCCUCCAGUGCACCAGAAAAUGCUUUGAAGGCUGCCAAUGUGAUGAUGGCUACUUGUUUGAUGGGGAUGCAUGUGUGCCUACAGACAAAUGUGGCUGCGUGCAUAAGGGACUCUACCUCAAAGCUGGAGAGAGCAUCUUCUCAAGCAACUGCCUGGAGAAAUGCACCUGUGGUGACUUAGGCAAACUUACCUGUGUUAACAGCAGCUGCCAAAUAGACACCUGCACACUUAAGGAUGGUCGUCGUGCCUGUGAGAGCAUGGAAAGUCUGGAGGGUGAGUGCAAACUCACCCCUGGAGCCCAGCUUAGUUCAUUUGACGGUGCCUCAGGGAAGUACUUCUGCAGUGGAGUUUAUGACUUGGCCUCUGUUUGUGAUGAAAGUGCCCCCUUCUGGUUCAGAGUGUCUGUGAGCAUUGGAAAGGACAAAGAGGAUGGCUUGGUAGCUGGGAGAGCAGUCUACAUAUUCUUCCCUGACACAUCCAUCACUGUCAAAAAGAACAACAGGACAUGGGUAAAUGGACGUCCGGUAAGCCUGCCAUACAAGGUCUCUGAAGAGGUGUCUGUGAGCAAAGUUCACGAUGGGAUGCAGAUUGACCAGGCCUCUCAGGUACAGGUUCACCUUUAUCCCAGCGGAGAGGUGAGAGUGAAAGUCAGGAAGGCCCUCGCAGGGAAGCUAUGUGCCCCAUGUGGAAACUUCAAUGACGACAGCUCCGAUGAUCUGAAGAUGCCCAGUGGGAAGGUGGAAACAAAUGUUGCUGAGGUCCUACAUGCCUGGGAGGCCAGAGACUUCUAAAAGGAACAUAUUUCUUUGUGGAUGGCUGGUUUUUCUUAAUACACAAGGACUGCGGAUCUGCUUAUUUUCAACUUAUUUCUGAGCAGAGAUGCAAUUGCACCACAGUUUUUCCUUUGGGGGGGAAAUGGAUUUUGUCGAAUUAUAUUGUGCAGAAGCAAUCCUGAGCUGACAAUAACAAGGCUGACUUUUCAGUGACCCAUUAGUUACAUUAAUACUUAAUUGCAUUGUUUGUGAUGAACACUAUAAUAUGAUCAACUGAAAAACAGUGCAGCAAUGAACAUCAGAUAUAAAAUUGUUAUCCAUGGCAGUGGGGGUAAACAGUUUUGUGGUACCUUAAAGUCUAAAGCUGCGUAUACACAAGUAUGUAGUUGCACACAUGGGUCACAAAGAUCAUGUUUUUCUUUGUGGCACUUUUGUCUACAAGGAGCACCUCCAUUUUAAACCAUUACAAUAUUCAUUUAUUUAUUUUAGAAACCCUGUAUUUAGCUCUAUUGAGCUUGCUUCAGCAUUUUAGUGUGAAUUUCUCCUAAAAACAGAUUUUAAUAUACACUUUUGACUGGUUUGUGCAUUUUUGCAAGCAUUUCCACCUAAUAAUAUAAUGCAUUUUGUAUGUUAUUUUCGCAAAUAUAUUCAUUUUUAUGCACAUUUUGCCCCAAUAUAUGCAUUUUUAUUAACAUUGGUGGGUGGGUGAACUGUGUUGACAAAUGUGGAGAAGUGUGAAUUUUGAAGGGCGGUUGUUUUUUUGGUUCUCAUAUUGUUUCAGAAAGUGUGGAUUUGAUAAAUUCAGAUUUAAUUGUGACUGAAUCAAAUUUCUGCCUCAGCCUUGGGCGAGUUAGUGUUGAUAACAAGAAAGGACCCGAGACAGAACAAAUGUAAGAAUGAUGUAUCAUAAAAAAUUAUUUAAAUCACUGUGGAAAAUAAUAAAAUCAUAUCAACUCAGAGGUAACUGAAAUGUAAGAAUAAAAACAAUAUAUAAAUAAAAUGAAGGGCAAUACAGUGGAACCUCAGUUGUCGAACACUUCGGAAGCCGAAUAAUUCGGACCCUGAACACCGACAACCCAGAAGUCAAUGCUUUCGUUUUUGAACAUGCCUCGGAAGUCGAACAGCUUCCGAGGCGUGUUUCUCAAUUUCUCCAAUGAAUUUUGCCGACUAGCCAUUGUGCCUCAGUUGUCGAACGUUUCGGAAGUUGAACAGUCUUCCGGAACUGAUUACAUUCGACAACUGAGGUUCCACUGUAGUAUGCGGCAGAUGAAGGCGCAUUGUACCAUUGUACAGAAAUGGAAAAGUACAAUAUGAGAUGAGUGCCUUGAGACAGGCAGUUAGAUUGUGUAUCAAUAUUAGUGGCCAGAGGAGGCAUGUCCGCUGGGAGACGUACAGAGAGAAGACAUGCCCCGUAAUAAAAAAUGUAUCCAAAAUUGGGAAUUUUUUUUGGGAAUAUCUUAAAAGGCAGUGCCCAUGAUAAAAACUUGUAUUUACUUUUAAUAUUCCAUACAGAUUAAAAUUUUGGAAAUUAAGUGAAGCAGUGUAAAAAGGUAUGAGUGUAUUAGCCCAGGAGGAAGACAAGUGGAAGUCAGUUUACAGAAGAAGGAUGUACAUAUUGGAUUUAAUCGAUUUAUUUGAUUUAUUUGAUAUAUUCGAUGUAGAAGUUUUUGGUUAUGUAUAAUUUGUGUUUUAGGUAUGGUUUAUU
Molecule: messenger RNA, 12067 nt
Organism: Zootoca vivipara (common lizard)
Lineage: Eukaryota; Metazoa; Chordata; Lepidosauria; Squamata; Lacertidae
Source: RefSeq, a predicted model, not a curated record